Molecule: messenger RNA, 11554 nt
Organism: Sceloporus undulatus (fence lizard)
Lineage: Eukaryota; Metazoa; Chordata; Lepidosauria; Squamata; Phrynosomatidae
Gene: RAPGEF6
Product: Rap guanine nucleotide exchange factor 6
Exons: 26
Coding region: 1344-6074 (1576 amino acids)
Biological process (GO): positive regulation of GTPase activity; positive regulation of ERK1 and ERK2 cascade; Ras protein signal transduction
Cellular component (GO): plasma membrane; endocytic vesicle; apical plasma membrane
Molecular function (GO): guanyl-nucleotide exchange factor activity; protein binding
Source: RefSeq, a predicted model, not a curated record
UAAUCUUGAGCAUACUUCCUUGUAAUCUGCAACAUACCAUAUUUUGAUUUGUGCUGUGCAGCUAGUGAGCCAUUUGAUGAACAUGUUUCUUCUUCAUGGUCUCUGUGCCUUACACACAUGGGAUGUAAUGCACCUGCGCAGUACUGGCUCGAAACUUUCAAAGCAGUUAACUGGUAUUUUUUUCAGUAACCCCACCCCUCCAUACCUCCCUAUAUAAGCCCCCUUGGUGUCCUCACUCCAGUUCUUUUUUGUCUGCCACAGCAGUAGCUUCUUUAAGAGUAUUCAGAGCAUUUUCUUGUUUCACUUUUGGUUUUGACUUGGAUUCUUCUCAUUGGAUUUCACCUCAGAUUUCGGUGUUUUUGGUUCAAUCUUUGGACUUCACAAGACAUCCACAUUCUUCAAUGUGUCGAGUGCAGUGCUGAGAUCCCCAAAGAAGACAGCCAUUCCAAGUUCACCUUGGACAAUGCUACCAUUGUCAGGCCUUCAAGCCUCAAGCACACUGCAACUGAGCCGCUAGGCUUAAGGCCCUCCUUUGGAAACAAGCCCUCUGUGCCUCAACUCGAUCGGCUGACCAUAUGGCUUUGGUGAUGGAUCUGCCCAACAAAGACCACUCAGGUCCUCCAUUUGACACGCCAUCCAACAGUUGAAAGCUAACUCCUUUCCAUAGCUCAUGUACUCUCCGUUGACCCCUCCUCUGGCACAGUACCCUUCUCUUCCUUCACAACCAGUAUCUCCUCAGCUUUGUGCCGAUGAUACAACCUCACCAGGGGCAUGCCCUCUCUCUUCCUUGACCUUGUUGAGUCCUCACAACAGACGCAACACUUCUUGUUUUUCUGAUCCUCUCAUCAAGACUUUUCUUAAAACCUUCAUCCACUGGUUCUGCCACCUGCAUGGAGUCUACAAUUGGUCUUGGCUCAACUCCCUAAACCUCCAUUUGAGCCCAUGGUCACAUGUGAUAUCCUCAUCUGGAAAACUGCCUUUUUGGUGGCAAUUACUUCGGCUAGAUGGGUCAGUAAGCUGUGUGCCCUCCUUUCUGAUCCACCUUAUACCUGAUUCCACUAGAUAAGGUGGUUCUUCGCCCGGACAUCAUAUUGUUAUUUUGGAAUUUCACCUCACGCAGGACAUCAUUCUCUUUGCCUUCAUGCAAGAUCUGUCCUCUGACCUUGAGAAGUCUCUUCAUACUCUGGACAUAUGCAGGGCAUUGGCCUUCUAGGUGGAUAGAAUGGCCCACUUUUGUAAGACCAAGCACCUCUUUGUGUGCUGUUCCCCAUUUCACUUGAGACAUCAAGUCUCCACCCCUCAGUGUUUCUCCAAAUGGGUGACUUCUGCCAUUCAUCUUGCUUAUGAGCUGGCUGGCAAACGCCCUCCAGCUCCUCUCAAGGCUCACUCUACGAGGUCUAUCUCCAUGUCUACUGCCUUCUUUGCAGGCAUUCCUCUCCAAGAUGUUUGCUGUGCUGAAAUGUGGUCUCAACGAUCCACAUUCAUCUCUCACUGCCAAAUUGACAACAGAUCCAAGAGAAAUGCUGCUUUUGGUCAGGCUGUCCUCUUCUCCUCCACUGUGUGACACUCCCUCUUCCACUGAGCUUCCAGCAGAUCUUACCAAGAUGCACCUCACAGAUGGCCAACAUCCACAGGUGACGCAUGUUCCUUCAAGCCAAUCUGGCUGCAGCAUUGCCAGUGACUCUGGGAGCAGCAGUUUGUCUGACAUCUACCAGGCUACAGAAAGUGAGAUGGGAGAUGUAGAUUUAACUGGUCUCCCAGAAGCACCAGUAGAUUCUGAGGAUGAAGAAGAAGAAGAUGAAGACAUUGAUAGAACCUCAGAUCCCCUGCUGGGACGAGACGUUGUACGGGAGUGCCUUGAAAAAGAACCUGCUGACAAAACAGAUGAUGACAUUGAACAAUUAUUGGAAUUCAUGCACCAGCUUCCUGCUUUUGCAAACAUGACUAUGUCUGUAAGACGAGAACUGUGCUCAGUGAUGAUAUUUGAAGUGGUAGAGCAAGCAGGAGCCAUCAUCCUCGAAGAUGGUCAAGAACUGGAUUCUUGGUAUGUUAUUUUAAAUGGCACUGUUGAAAUCAGCCAUCCAGAUGGGAAAACAGAAAGUCUAUGUAUGGGAAAUAGCUUUGGGAUUACUCCUUCCCUGGAAAAGCAGUACAUGAAUGGUGUGGUUAGAACCAAAGUAGAUGACUGCCAGUUUGUGUGUAUAGCCCAGCAGGACUACUGGCGAAUUCUAAACCAUGUAGAAAAAAAUACACACAAAGUUGAAGAAGAAGGAGAAAUUGUUAUGGUGAAGGAGCACAGAGAGCUGGACCGCAGUGGAACCAGGAAAGGACACAUAGUUAUUAAGGCAACACCUGAACGCCUGAUUAUGCAUUUGAUUGAAGAACACUCUAUCGUGGAUCCAACAUACAUUGAAGACUUCCUGUUAACAUACAGGACAUUUUUGUCAAGUCCCCUAGAAGUUGGGGACAAGCUCUUGGAGUGGUUUCAAGUAGACAGUCUCAGGGACAAGGUUACUCGAGUUGUACUAUUGUGGGUAAACAACCAUUUUAAUGAUUUUGAAGGAGAUCAUGCCAUGACACGAUUUUUGGAAGAAUUUGAGAGAAACUUGGAAAAUGCAACAAUGAAGGGGCACCUAAGGUUACUAAACAUUGCCUGUGCAGCGAAGGCAAAGUGGAGACAAAUCACAUUGCAGAAGCCUUCUCGAGAUUCCCCACUUUACUUUGGCCUCCUUGGAGGAAGUGAAAAGGGGUUUGGUAUUUUUGUAGAGACAGUUGAAUCAGGCAGCAAGGCUGCUGAAGCUGGGCUUAAACGUGGAGAUCAGGUAAUGGAAGUAAAUGGCCAAAACUUUGAGAAUAUUACAUUUGCAAAAGCUACUGAAAUCCUGAGGAACAAUACUCAUCUUUCCAUCACUGUAAAAACAAAUAUUUUUGUGUUCAAAGAGUUGCUUAAUAGGAUAGGGCAAGAAAAAAAUGGCAUUCCACAUAUUCCCAAAAUAGCAGAAAAGAAGAAUAAUCGAUAUUCCAUUCCUGAUAUUCCUGGAGAUGUGGAACAGAUGUUUCCACGUGAGAAAGGGAACAAGAAAAUUAAAGCGAAUACUGUGUCUGGUGGAAGAAACAGAAUCAAGAAAAUUUUAGACAAGACUCGAUUUAGCAUCUUGCCUCCAAAGCUGUUUAGUGAUGGUAGUGUAAGUCAGUCACAAGAUGACAGUAUUGUGGGCACAAGACAAUGCAGACACAGUUUGGCAAUUAUGCCUAUUCCUGGCACACUUUCCUCCAGCAGUCCUGAUCUCUUGCAGCCUACAACCAGCAUGUUGGAUUUUUCUAAUCCUUCAGCCGUUGGUUUUUACUACAUUCCAGAUCAGGUUAUAAGAGUUUUCAAAGCUGAUCAACAGAGUUGUUACAUUAUUAUCAGCAAAGACACUACAGCAAAAGAGGUUGUGAGCCAUGCAGUGCAUGAAUUCAAUUUGGUAGGCGCCCCAGAGACAUAUUCUCUGUGUGAAGUUUCUGUGAGUCCUGAAGGAGUUAUCAAGCAGAGAAGGCUUCCUGAUCAAUUCUCAAAGUUAGCAGACCGAAUUCAGCUCAAUGGGAGGUAUUAUCUUAAAAAUAAUAUGGAAACAGAGACUUUGUGCUCAGAUGAAGAUGCUCAAGAAUUGCUUAGAGAAAGCCAGAUUUCCCUCUUACAGUUGAGCACUAUUGAGGUAGCUACUCAGCUAUCAAUGAGAGACUUUGAAUUAUUUCGGAAUAUUGAGCCUACUGAAUAUAUUGAUGACCUAUAUAAACUUGAGUCUAAAACAGGAAAUGCUAACCUGAAACAGUUUGAGGAUGUUAUUAAUCAAGAGACAUUUUGGGUUGCCACGGAAAUUUUAUCUGAACCAAACCAGCUCAAAAGGAUGAAGAUUGUGAAACAUUUCAUAAAAAUAGCUCUUCAUUGUCGAGAAUGCAAGAAUUUCAACUCUAUGUUUGCUGUUAUAAGUGGUCUUAAUCUAGCACCAGUUGCUCGACUUAGAGGUACUUGGGAAAAAUUACCAAGCAAGUAUGAAAAACACCUCAGAGACCUUCAAGAUCUUUUUGAUCCAUCUAGAAAUAUGGCAAAAUAUCGCAACAUCCUUAGCAGUCAGAGCAUGCAACCUCCAAUUAUUCCCCUCUUUCCUGUCGUCAAGAAAGACAUUACAUUUCUACAUGAAGGAAAUGAUUCAAAGGUGGAUGGUUUGGUAAAUUUUGAGAAACUCAGAAUGAUUGCCAAAGAGAUUCGUCAAGUCAUCAGAAUGACUUCAGCUAACAUGGAUCCUGCUGUGAUGUUCAGACAAAGGAAGAAGAGAUGGAGGAGUUUGGGGUCACUGAGCCAGGGCAGCACAAACUCAAACAUGUUGGAUGUUCAAGGAGGUGCUCACAAAAAACGGGCCCGGCGAAGCUCCCUGCUAAAUGCCAAAAAGUUGUAUGAGGAUGCUCAGAUGGCCAGGAAAGUCAAACAGUACCUGUCAAAUCUGAAUGUGGAAACAGAUGAAGAAAAAUUCCAGAUAAUGUCACUUCAGUGCGAACCUGCAUAUAGCACUUUGACAAAGAAUUUAAGCGAAAGGCGAGGCAUAAAAGCUGCAGAAAUGUCUCCAAUGCCAUUGAGGUCUGCUGGUCAAACUGCAAAAGCUCAUUUACAUCAACAAAACAGAAUGAGUCAAGUCCUUCAGGUUCCAGCUGUUAAUUUGUACCCAAUUAGGAAAAAAGCACCAGCAAAAGACCAUGUCUCAUUCAAUGCUGGAUCUCCUCAGAAGUCAAUGAGUUUAUCUGAAGAAUCAAAUAGUAAAAAACAAGCUGAAGAUAAUAUAUCUAUGGCAUCAUCUUUGCAUUCCAGUCCUCCUGCUUCUCCACAGGGCUCUCCACGCAAAGUUGGUAACCCCCAGAGAUCUGAUAACUGCAGCCAGAUUAAUCUCUCUGGAUCAUCCUCAUCUCUUGCAAGUGAAGCAAGCAACAAGAACAGUGGACAACGCAGCUAUGGAAUAGGCUAUGCUCUGAUACCAUCUGCCAAAUCUGAGAAUUUCUCAGAUUCCAGCCACAGCGAAAUCUCUUCCCGGUCUAGCAUUGUGAGCAACUGUUCUGCUGAUUCCAUGUCUGCAGCCCUUCAGGAUGAAAGAUGUUUGCCUCAGGCAGUGGUGGUGGUAGAUUCAGUGGGAACAGCAGAAAGGAAAGAGCACCUUCUACCAUCUUCGGAGUACAGCCAGACUUGCCCUGGUUGGCCGCUUCCUAGACCUCCAGUGAUCCGGGGACUUCCUGUCCCAUCUUCCAUGAGUACAGAGGAGAUUUCCCAUGAGCACAUCAUGAUAGAAGCAGCAGAUAGUGGUCGUGGCAGCUGGACUUCUUGUUCUAGUAGUUCUCAUGAUAACUUCCAAAAUAUCCAGAACCAGAAGGGAUGGGACCUCUUAAAUUCUUAUCGCCACACUCAUUUAGAAAGGGCCAUAGCCGAAGUUGAACCAUCAAGUUGUUGUCCUGAAGAGACACAUUUGCAGUCCCACCUUCAUUCAAAUAGCAGCAGGCAGUCCAAAGCUAGCACAGACUUUGACGAAUCCCGGCAAAGCUGGGCUUCGUCAAGCUCUCUAGCUGAUGCCCAUGAGGCAAACUAUGGGACAGUAAAACGAAGAGGACUCGACAGCUUAACAGUGGAGCAGGCUGAGGUUUUGGACUCCAAAGCAGGGAAUGAUGCCACAUAUAAAACUGUGACAUCAAGUACGGAGCGAGGCCUCAUAGUGUACUGUGUCACCUCACCUAAGGAAGACAAUAGGUAUAGGGAGCCACCGCCCACCCCACCAGGAUAUAUGGGGAUUUCUUUAGCGGACAUAAAGGAAGGAUCACCUCACCACCCACAUCUAAAACCUCCAGACUAUAGUGUGGCGGUGCAGAGGUCAAAGAUGCUGCAUAGCAAGCUCUCUAGGCUCUCCUCCGCUCCUCUGACUAGUGAACAAGUGGCCUGUUUUCCAAAGAAGAUGCCACAGUGGCAUAGCCAACAGCCGGCCCAUCCUAAGCUAGCAGAUAUGACUGACGCAAAUAGUGAAGAGGAUGAAGAUGAACAAGUAUCAGCUGUUUAGCCUAUCAGCUUCCUGUGAAAAUUGCCUCAAGUCACAAGAACGUCGUAAGAAGGAACCAUACAAUACUGUUAGCUGUAGCUGACAGCUUGCUGCUAUUGAUUUCCAAAUGUUGCUUUUUGCUUCUAUUCUGAAUAUUAUGGUGAACUUCUCUGGAUUGUAACUUUGAACUUCAGUCUGCUAAAGAGACAAAGAGCUUUAUCUGAAGAAUACUGACCUUAUAUUGCAGAAGCCAAUAUUCAGAAGGAUCUAACUUUUAAUGCAUUGAGGCCACCUUGGAAGCAUUCUUCUCUAGAAAAUAGAUUUAAUCUUUUAGUAGACUUGACACAGAUAUUUUCUAUUGUGGCCAUUCUGGCUCUCAGUUGAAGAAUGUUAUUUUAUGUAGUUACAAAAACUGCAAAAACUUCAGCAAAACCAAGGAGACUUCUGCGGCAAUCAGAAGUUUAAUUUAUUAAUUUGGAGUUUAUAUAAGAGUUUUUGUUUGUUUAUACAGGUAUGUAUAUUGGAAUGCUCUGGUUGGCUAAUGUGAAUGCUUUUACAAAGAAAGGUAACAAAGUAGUUGCUAAUGAAAUGUCUUGUGCUAAGCAGAACACUUUGGACUUCGGAGGAACUGGAUGUUCAUCAGUGCAGCAAGAGGUUUAUACAGUGGAACAUAAACCUCUCUUGUAAAAUGUCAAUUCUUUGUGUACUUUAAUAUAAAUGUAGCAGUAGAAUACUGCCAUCUGUUGGUCCUGUAUUUUAAAUCCAGUAAAAUACAUGAGACCAUCCUUUUCACUAUCAAGUGAUUUAACGAACAACAUGCAGUUUCUUUUUUUCUUCAAUAUAUUCUCUUUCCUGCCCUUCAGUCUAACUGAUUUAUGGUCUGUGUUGUAUGUACAACAUUGUCUGCCAGACAACCCAUCAGGCACAAGUCCCACUGUUUAUUUUUUUUUAAAAGGAAAGAUAAAGCACAAGGAGAUAAUGGUUGUUUGUCAAUUCUGUCCUUAAGUUUUGAGCUGUUUCCCUUUCAGCAAGACUUGCACUGGAAAAGAACCUGUCAACAUAUGCUCUUUGGGAGACCAGCUUGCAGUGUUUGAAAGUUUCAAACAGAACCACAAAAAUGAGGAGAAAUGUUUGAAUCUAGUUUUUUCUCUUAAUAAUCACUGUCAUUAAAUCUUGAAUCUCACCUUGAAUAUCAAACCUUCAGGUUCCCAAGGAAAUCAGACUUCAACCUGACCUGUACCUGAUCAGAUGCCCUGUUGAUUCACAUAAAUGCAUAGGAUCCAGGAUAAACCCUUAUCUUGGAAAUUCAUUGUAUGUUAAGCCCCUGUCAGACUUAGCUCCCUUGAAGCUCUGCACUUAACUUUUCAGAUAUCUCUGUAGCCACAUGAACAUAGAAGCAAAUGCUCAUUACAUAAUUUGUGACCAUUAGGUUUGAAUUUUUGCACUGUAGGCUACUGUACACUUCUUCUCCUGUCCUUGCAACCCAGAUGCAUUUGAGCUCCUAGAGUACCCCAGAUUGAUUCCUAUACAUAUUGAAUAGUUUUAAGUAUAGGUAUUUUAUUGAGGUAUUCAUAUCAGAUAACCCACCCUCAAAGAGCCCAUUAAAUAAAACAUGUUGGGUUUCUUUGCCAUUCACAGGAGCCCACAAAUGCUUCUCCUUAACUCUCCAUUAGUGAAUGCAUCUGUUGUGGAUGAAAGACAGUAGGCAGCAAUUAUUUUUUCAGUUGCUCUCCACUUUGGAAGCACUCUGGAGGAAUCAGUCUCAAGUGCCCUAGGAGUCUUAUAUGACUGCAAGAUCAAGUGUUCUGCCUAUCCCAGACUUAGGUGCUGGGCUCCAGAGAUACUGAGGACCAGUGCCUUUUGGGCACCUUAUACUCCCAGUGUGACUGCAGACAUAUCAGCCCAUCUUUCUUCUGACCUUCAAGGAUGUUCUGUUGAGUUCUGAUGCUGAGUGCUUCUUCAGAGACUAAACAGCCUGGCUGAAGCUUGCCAGAAAUUCUGGACCCCUGGAUUCUGCACACAUUAUAUGUGUGCAAAGUAAAGGAUAAAGCAAAGUCACUGAUAGUUUACAGUUAGGCUAAACUAAGGUUGCAAUUUACUUAGCCAACCAGAGUACAUGGAGAAAAACUGGAGUAAGCUUUGUUUUAUUUUCUUCCUCUAGCACAUAAUUAUGGUCCACAUUAUAAAUAGACAUGAAUGUGUCAAUGUAUAUUUCAAGUUUACUUGUAAAUCUUAGUAUCGUAAAUGUUUACAGUUGAAGCUAGAAGGAAGAUGUUUGUCAGUUUUAAUGGUGCCUCAGAGUAACUUAUUUUUACACUUCAAAUUAUAAAGAGCGUUCAAAUUUUCUUUUGCAUGUGAGGCAAAUCCAUCAUAUUCUGGUAGCACCCCAAACACAAGUACUAAUUUUUGUUUUUUACUUUUAAAUCUUAAAGACUUUCUAUGUGCAUUAUCCAUAUUGACUAGGACAGUGAUAGCUAACCAGAGGGUAUGUUUGAAGAAACCAGAAAUAAUAGGAGGAACUUAAGAAGCUACCUAAUUUGUAAUUUAAUUAGCUGACAGUAUGGCAACACUCAAACCUUAAGUGUCUGAAAUAAGUAGCUGAGACAUCAAGUCUGCUCUCGGUCUUUUCUGUCAAGGCCUUAAUAAAAGCAAUGAGCUUAAUGAAAUAAUAUAAACACUGACUCAAGUUGGCAUCCAUGAUUUCAGCGUAUGUAUCAGUGCAGACAUAGGCACAAUCUACAGCUAAUUUUUCCUCUGUAAACCCAGCUUGGAAGUCCACCAUUCUGCAACUUCUGUUGAUUUCAGUUAAAUGUCUGUAGGAUAGAUCCAUGAGCCACAAUCGUAGAUAGCCAUAGCAGAGACAGGGUGGAAGUACAUGCAUAGUUGGAUGUGGUGUUGAAAGUUCUUACACAACUGACAUCCAACAGAAUGGGCAAGCUGCUCUUCAGCUGAAAACUGUACGUCGGCUGUUUCUGCCUGCUGAUGGACUGGAGUAAGAACUUCAAGUGCCUCUCGCUGAAUAUGUGUUUCUCCCCUGAUGUGCCAGGGCUACCUAAGAAUGGGACUAUCCUUGAAGGGGAGGGCAUGUAAACCUAAAGCCUUAGCUCUCAGAAAAUCCAAUCCAAAUGUUUAUCAAGUGGUGCAUACCUGGUAACUUAGACAUAUCUAGAAGUAUACAAGGAAGUAUGGUGUUUGAGGCCAAUAAUGUAAUUUCUCAGUAACCUCAAAUAUUUGUUUCAGUUUACAGGAACAAAACAAAAGGAUCAAAGCCUUUACUCAUGAGGUAAUAAUCCAUUCCCAGUUUAUAUGUCCAUCACUUCUUACAUUUCUGUUACGGAUGAAAUUCAAGGUCUGUUCCCCUCAUUUGAAAUCCAUUAAGCCAGCCAUUUGAUGUCAAUUUACCUUUUUAAAUUUGGUGUCUUCAUAUUGACAACAUUAGUAAUUCUUAGUUUUCAGGUACAUUGGUUUUAAAACCAGUGAACAUCUUGUUAAUCAUGUUUUCCUAAUACAGAGACUAUAUAGUGUAAAUAUACUCUGGGUAAGUGAGCUCUUUUAAUGGCUUCAUAUUUGCACAGUGUGAGUUGCCUCAAUCUGUCCUUGCUCUGAUCUUCAUUUGUUUGUUUUACUUUUUUUAAAUCAGCUGAUCACAUUGAUCAGGAACACUGGCCAAAAUACAACAUGGCUUAGGCCGGACACAGAGACAAAAUCACCUUUUAAAAUCAGUUCUUAAAAUUUUUAAUGUUUUAAAUGUUGUUUUCUAUGCUGUUAAUGCCAUUUUUGUAUUACAUGUAUUCACCACAUGUUCCUCACAUUUUGUGUUUUUGUUAUAUCAUUUGUCCAAUUCUAACCUACAUCAUGUGUUUGGGAAAUGGUCUCCUCCACCCUGUACAUAUAGUUUAUGCUUUCUUCAAUAUAUUAUUGUGAGGAAAUUGGCUCAAAUCAAAUCAGCUAAAUAUAGAGAUGUUUAGCAACCUCAGAUGUAGAAUCAAUGUCACUUUUUUAUCUCCAGGUGGUUACUUGAAUAAGGGGGAAGAGUAGAUCAACUGAAUCAGUGGACAUAUGACAGAUCAGCACUUGUGUAAAAUUUCAUUGUUCCAGUGGUUCUAUUCUAGUUGAGACUAACAAUUGGAUUUAGGGUUCUGUCGCUUAAUAUGUACUUAGAACUGGGACCUAUAGACCUAUAGAGCUACCAGUCAAGCUCACUUUGAUAACGUCACUUAUGUUGUGAGAAAAUACAAAACAUUGAGGUAGAAAAAUGUUAGUUUAGACGUACUGAUGUUUUCAAAAGUAGUGAUUUGGGGGAGCUCAUUGGUUUCUCUAUACUCUUACUUUUUAACAGUAAGAUAAAGCCAAAACAAAAACAAAAAACCACCAAAAUCGAUUUUCAUCGGGAGAAAGGGGUUUCAAGAUUCACCUUUCUCUCCUAAAAGUUGGAGUAUUCUGCAUGGACACUAAUGGAGAUGGUUUUCGCUUAAACUUUUGAAAGCACUUCUUCAUGGACUUCUGCAUGAUCCUGCAGUAGACCUGAAUAAUGUGAAAAGGGGUAUUGCAUGAGAAUUGGAACCUUAUCACACAAGAAAACAAAGUGAACAUAAAGCCAGAGAGUAGCAGCUUCCUCUGUGUGCCUUACCACAUGGUCUUGUGGCACAUCAGUUCUCUUCCUGCGGGAGAAGGUCCUAAAAUCAUGUCUUUUGUCAAACAGAUAUUUCCAGCUAGAAAAAAGACACACUUUUAAAACCAUUUCCUGUGGGAAGAGUACUGAAGCACUACACCAUCAUGCAGCAAAUGACCGAGAAAACCAAUACUCUCUGGCUUUAUUUCUGCUUUGCUUGCUUUCUCAUGCUCUUGGUUAAUUGUAGUAGGGAGGUAAAACCAGAAGAAAAGAAAGCUCUUUUAUUCAACCCUUUAUUCAAACAAUUACAGGCAAAAUAGCACAGCUAUAGGUUCCCCCUCUAGUAUACCACUUCUUAAAAUAUAAUUUUAAAGGUAAUAUUUCUUUUCAGUUGUCUUUAAAACAUAGCUGAGGAAAAAGGGAUACUUCCUUGUUUUACUUAAGCUUUUAAAUGCCAACUGUUCAAAAUCUGAGUGUUUGCCACUCUUCAGUCCUGCCCCAUUCCAAUUGUUUUUGUCAUCGUCUUUGUCUUUAAUUUCUUUAUAUAUAAAUGGAAUGCAAUUUAGCUUGUAUGUAUGUAUUAAUAACAUUUUGCAUAUGUGAGCAUAUGGGCAAAAACUGCACAGUUGUAAUGGUAUUCCAAUAGCAAUUGUAAAACUGCACAAGUCAGUGAUUGUAAAGUAUUCUGUAACAAGCAAUGUUUGUCUUCUAUUUUUUGAUACCUCUUACACUUAUGUCUUUUAGAAAGACAGUGCCUCUGUAUGCUUUUUGUAUUUUUACUGAGUGAUUGUAAAUAUUUGUUAUAUUUUUGGUUAAGAGAAUGUUUAAAAGUACUGUUUAAUAUCCGAUCUACUAAUGUUGUUGGAACCAAUAAAAGACUUAACUUGGA